ACCCCUACUGGAGUACUGGGUAUCUGGGCAAGGCCACCCCUGGCCCUGGGAGGUUGGGAAGGAGGGGUCCUAGCUGCAGGGACAGGGCCACACAGCUGAGGUCCCACAUGGCUCUGCUGAUCCUACAUGCCCUCCCCGCUGCCCAGGAGGCCUGACCCCUACCUUUGUUGCACACUUCGGCCCAUUGAGGUGAGGCUGUGGCUGAAACUCAAACCUCUACUUAGCACACACCCGGCCCCCCAGGGAGCUCCCCAGAGCACAGAGCCGCCUUCAGGUCAUUCUGCGGGGAGCCCCUGUGACCCCGACACCUGCACUUACAUAAGCCCCUCCAGGGCCUUCUGGGAUCUGGUUUUCUUACCAGAGAUAAGAGUGGUUUGGGGGAAGGAAGAGGAGAUGGGGCAAAGCUGCAAAUGCAGAGCAGAGGCCAAGGUGGGGAGGGUGGGGGUUGGCUGCUGUCAGCUGCUGUGGGCCCCAGCGUUGGGGUGGAGAUGGAGGUGGAGGCCCCUGUGUGCCCCAUGGGGAAGGCUGCCCGCACGCUGCUAUCUUGAGCUUGCGUUUUGCCCUUGUCACCUCCUCACUGGGAGUCCAGGUCCUGUUGGGCUCAGGGUCUUCAGCAGUGAGGGCAGUGGCUCAGCUCUUCCUGGAGCCUGGGCUGGUGUGUGAGGGGCUGGAGGGCGGGAGCGUCUGCAGGGCCCCACCAUCUUGCUCAAACCCUUACUUGCUCUCUGGAUUGGGUUUUAUUUGAUGUGGGGAUGGGAACACCACGUCUGGAUGACCUGGGGCCCUAACCUCUCAUAAACUGAGUCACUGAGGUAGGGGUGGGAAGAGCAGGGCUUCCUCCUGACUGCCCUAUUUGGGCUUUCUUGCUUUUUUUCCUUCCUUUCUUUCUUUCCUUCCUUUCUUUCUUUCUGAUGGAGUUUCUCUCUUGUUGCCCAGGCUGGAGUGCAGUAGCAUGAUCUCGGCUCACUGCAACCUCUGCCUCCCAGGUUCAAGCAAGUCUCCUGCCUCAGCCUCCCAAGCAGCUGGGAUUACAGGUGCCCGCCACCACGCCUGGCUAACUUUUGUAUUUUUAGUAGAGAGAGGGUUUCACCAUGUUGGCCAGGCUGGUCUAGAACUGACCUCAGGUGAUCCGCCUGCCUUGGCCUCCCAAAGUGCUGGGAUUACAGGCACAAGCCACUGCACCUGGCCUAUUUGGGCAUUUUAAAAGGGCUUUUUCCCAAGUGUCACCUGUGCAGCCAAGUCCCUGCUUUCUUGGGAAGUGGGGGAAGGGUAAACAGCUGUAAACACUGCACCUCAUUAUUCUGAACUCUCAGCACUUAAGGCUCCAGCUGCGAUUUGGAGCCUAGAGACAGGGACUGUGUCCCAUGUGCCAAGGCCGGAAUCGGGGCUCCCAAACAUGCCGCGGUUCCUCUGGAGGAAAGGGAAGUUGAUGGUGCUCCGUUCACUGCUGGGGUCCUGCCGGUGAGGGCAGUGGGCAGGGCAGCUGGACAUGCAGAUAUGGGUGGUAGGCUGUGACUCAGCCCUCGGGGUGAGAGAUGGAGAGAGCUAGAGAAAGGGCAUGGGGGAGGGGAGCCCUGCAGAUGUGGGGACACCUGAACCCUCCUAUGGGGUGUAACCUGAGCCCUCUGACACAGAGUGCACAGGAUGUCUGCAGUCCUCAUCCCUGGCCUGUUCCUCCCCCUCCCAGAGCCCCUCCCGGCCUCUCUACAUAAAGCCGGGCAGGCUGGGCCUCAGGUCAGGCCUAUGGCCGUGGCCUUCACAGACCUGCUGGAUGCUCUGGGCGGCAUAGGCCGCUUCCAGCUCAUCCACACGGCCCUGCUGCUGCUGCCCUGCGGCCCGCUGGCCUGCCACAACUUCCUGCAGAACUUCACGGCCGCCGUCCCCCCCCACCACUGCCAGGGCCCUGCCAACCACACUGAGGCCUCCACCAACGACUCGGGGGCCUGGCUGAGGGCCACCAUACCCCUGGACCAGCUUGGGACCCCUGAGCCCUGCCGGCGCUUCACCAAGCCUCAGUGGGCCCUGCUGAGCCCCAACUCCUCCGUCCCGGGCGCGGCCACGGAGGGCUGCAAGGACGGCUGGGUCUAUAACUGCAGUGUUUUCCCGUCCACCAUCGUGAUGGAGUGGGAUCUGGUGUGUGAGGCCCGCACUCUCCGAGACCUGGCGCAGUCCGUCUACAUGGCCGGGGUGCUGGUGGGGGCUGCCGUGUUUGGCAGCCUGGCAAACAGGCUGGGCCGCAAGGGCCCCCUGGUCUGGUCCUACCUGCAGCUGGCAGCUUCGGGGGCCGCCACAGCGUAUUUCAGCUCCUUCAGUGCCUACUGCAUCUUCCGGUUCCUGAUGGGCAUGACCUUCUCUGGAAUCAUCCUCAACUCCCUCUCCCUGGUUGUGGAGUGGAUGCCCACCCGGGGCCGGACUGUGGCGGGUAUCUUCUUGGGGUAUUUCUUCACCCUGGGCCAGCUCAUCCUGGCUGGGGCAGCCUACCUGAUUCGCCCCUGGCGGUGCCUGCAGUUUGCCGUCUCUGCUCCUUUCCUGAUCUUUUUCCUCUAUUCUUGGUGGCUUCCAGAGUCAUCCCGCUGGCUCCUCCUGCAUGGCAAGUCCCAGUUGGCUGUACAGAAUCUGCAGAAGGUGGCUGCAAUGAACGGGAGGAAGGAGGAAGGGGAAAGGCUGACCAAGGAGGCGGUGAGCUCCUAUAUCCAAAGCGAGUUUGCAAGUGUCCGCACCUCCAACUCAAUCUUGGACCUCUUCCGAACCCCGGCCAUCCGCGAGGUCACAUGCUGUCUCAUGGUGAUUUGGUUCUCCAAGUCUGUGGCUUACUAUGGCCUGGCUAUGGACCUGCAGAAGUUUGGGCUCAGCCUAUACCUGGUGCAGGCCCUGUUUGGAAUCAUUGACAUUCCGGCCAUGCUGGUGGCCACCACCACCAUGAGGCCCACGGUGGCCUCCUUCCUCAUCCUGGCCGGGCUCAUGGUGAUCGCCAACAUGUUUGUGCCAGAAGGCAUGCAGAUCCUGUGCACAGCCCAGGCAGCGCUGGGCAAAGGCUGCCUGGCCAGCUCUUUCAUCUGUGUGUACCUGUUUACCAGUGAGCUGUACCCCACGGAGAUCAGGCAGAUGGGGAUGGGCUUUGCCUCGGUCCACGCCCGCCUCGGGGGCCUGGCGGCACCCCUGGUUACCACACUUGGGGAGUACAGCACCAUCCUGCCACCUGUGAUCUUUGGGGCCACCGCAGUCCUGGCUGGGCUGGCCGUCUGCUUCCUGACCGAGACCCGCAAUGCACACCUGGUGGAGACCAUCGUGGCCAUGGAGAGGAGGGUCAAAGAAGGCUCUUCCAAGAAACAUGUAGAAGAGAAGAGUGAAGAAAUUUCUCUUCAGCAGCUGAGAGCAUCUCCCCUCAAAGAAACCGUCUAAGCUGCCUGGAACCUGGUGCUUGCUAGCAGAACCUGAGCCGAUGUCCAGACGGCCCCCUGGGGGCUUCUCCCGGGAGCCCCUGGGGACACUGGUGCUGAGCUGGAGGAAAGGUCACUGAAAACAUCAUGGCUCCUAUAGACAGCCACCCACAAGCCAGGGCUGCUUGGAGGGAAAUCCCACCAGAAACAGCCAAUCUGCGUUAGAAAUGCAUAAAAAGCCAGGAGAAGCCAGUCCCAGGGACCAAAGGAGAGACUGUUUUCCUUUCCCAUCCCCAAUCUGCCCCUUAAAAUGCCUCUGUAUUAGUCCAUUCUUGCACUCCUAUAAAGAACUACCUGAGACUGGG
This is a messenger RNA of Symphalangus syndactylus (siamang), 3745 nucleotides long. Its product is annotated as solute carrier family 22 member 20. Gene Ontology annotation, biological process: transmembrane transport. NCBI's taxonomy places the organism in Eukaryota, Metazoa, Chordata, Mammalia, Primates, Hylobatidae. Gene Ontology annotation, molecular function: transmembrane transporter activity. Gene Ontology annotation, cellular component: membrane. The record is from RefSeq and is a predicted model, not a curated record.